This is a messenger RNA of Striga asiatica, 1741 nucleotides long. NCBI's taxonomy places the organism in Eukaryota, Viridiplantae, Streptophyta, Magnoliopsida, Lamiales, Orobanchaceae. The record is from the annotation of a GenBank genome assembly.
CAGCAAUUUCCAUGCCCUCCAAAUUCUGUCCUAUUCUGGAAUUUUUUGGCCCUACAAAACAAAAAUAAAAAAUCCCUAGAAAAAAAAAAAAUUGAUGAGAAAAAUAGCAAAUUUCCAUAUAACCCAACCACUGGUAUCUUCUUCCUCUCUCUCGGAUUAGAAAAUUACAGGAAAUUCGAGAAAAGGGUUUUUCCUUUUCUCGAUUCCACCCUUUUUUCCUCUUUGCCUGGAGGAACCUUCGCAUGUUUUUCUGCUAGUACCUGUAUCUGUGUGCGUAUAUACGUAUUUUGUUUCUUGUAUCUCGUGUUUAAUAUAUACAGAGAUGGAUGUGACUUCCCAAUCAGCUGUUGAAUCCGACGGCAGCGGCGCCGUCGCCGAGCGGACGGAUGCUCCGCCGGCUUACGUCUCGAUGGUGGAUCCGUUUUUGGUGGAGGCCCUUCAGAACCCUCGUCAUCGGUUGACAAUUUUGCGUAUGGAGCUCGAUAUCCAGAAAUUCCUUCAAAACUCUAAUUUACAUCAAUUUGAGUUUCCACACUUUCCUACUUCGUACCUCCGUCUUGCAGCCCACCGAGUUUCUCAACAUUAUGGUCUACAAACUAUGGUUCAGGACUGCUCUGUGGAUGGCCAGGGUAUUCGGAUUUUGGUCAUAAAAAACCCCGAGAGCAAAUUUCCCGCCUUUUGCCUGUCGAACGUGCCAGCUAAUGAAUCUGAAACUGACAAACUUGACAAAAUCAAGAUUGUCCUAAAGCCAAGGCCCAAAGCUUCUUUAACCGAUUCCAGUGAACUGGGGCAUAACAAUCGCAGUCCAGCGAGAUCGGUUGAGGAGAGGAAGGAGGAUUACGACAAAGCCCGGGCCCGCAUAUUUAGUAGCUCCGAAUUAGGAGAGUUGUCGGGCCAAGUUGUUUCUGAUGGAAGGAAUUUGAAUGCCAAUGAGGAUGAAGUUUCUAGAAGCUUUGGUGUGGAUGGGGAGAAAAGCAUCAGGGAAAUAGGUAGUAGUUCUUCUAGGGUAGCGAUUUUUAGGGACAGGGAAAAAGACCGAACAGACCCUGAUUAUGACCGCAGUUAUGACAGAUAUGUCAAGAGCAUGCCAAACAUGCAGAGUUUCAACCCAACACCAUUUAAUGCUCCCAGUUUCCAGUCUCCACUUGUUCACUAUGACUCGUUUUUUCCUCAGUUGGGCCAGAUGCAUGGGCCUCAACCUUCUCUCAAUUACAAUAGCCCUGUAAUGAGCCCGUACUGUGCCGUGGGCUUCAAUCAGACUUCCAGGGAUCCAUUGUAUGUGCAGUGGCCCACUCAGUCCAUGAUGUAUGCCCAAUCAUAUGAUCAUUUAAGGCAUGGCUACUUUCAGGCUCCAUUCUGUCAGCAGCCGCUCAGUUUUGAUUACUCACAGAACCAACGGUGAUUUUGGGAAGUUAUAGCUUGUGAGAAUGUGUGUUUUGUUUUAGGAAUUCUUCGUAUUAGGUUAAUCUAGUUGAAGACAGUUGGAACUUGGUCUUGUGAUUUGUUCGGUUUUGUUGCUGUUUUUUCUGACUAUUUUUGUAAACUUGUUUGGAGACCUACUAAUUACAUAUGCUAGUGACAAUCAGGCAGUGUUUGUUUGAAAGGAGACUGGGGAUUUAUAUGCAUGUUUGCAGUUUGUCAAUUUAUGUUUAUGUCAGUAAUAAGAAGUUACUAUUUAACAGUUUUUAUUUUUAUUUUGUUUGUUCCUUAUGUUUUUAAUUACACAUAUAAGUGUUAGUCA